Molecule: messenger RNA, 2529 nt
Organism: Dracunculus medinensis (Guinea worm)
Lineage: Eukaryota; Metazoa; Nematoda; Chromadorea; Rhabditida; Dracunculidae
Source: the annotation of a GenBank genome assembly
AUGUUCUCAGGGAAUUUUUGCUUUCUCUUUUUGCCGCUCUUAGAAUUCAAUUUUGUGCCUUUGUCGGCUUACACUCACUGGAUGGUAACUCACGAUGGGCUCACUAUUGAGGCAGUUUCAGAUUCGCCCUAUCAUAUGGCGCAACCACAUUCAUUGGUGCAAUUUUUGGAUCAAGAACGUAAACUGGACAUAGUUUCGAGCAGUCGGCGCACUUUUUCCGAGCAAGAGAAAUUAAUCCAUGCACAAGAGAAAGCUGACGAUCCAUACAUAGAAAAUGAAAUUCGUGCAAGUGAUCCAGACUGUAUCCGUGCUGGAAACCCCAUAUAUGAAAAAGACACGGUUUACGCAGCGUAUUCUCUUGGUCAUCCACUACAUGAGUUGGUCAUUCAGUUUAGUAAAGUUCAAAAGAAAUUUCGAUUAUCCAGCACUGAAGAAGUUAUAUAUUUUCGUACUUCUAGCAUAGAACACAUAAUGGAAAUAGUUACGAAUGCAACUGACGUUAGAAUUAAGGAAGUACCUUUGUGCGAUUCUGAAUUGCAUUUCAGCAUGUAUGCAUUUGAACAUUUAAUGUCGAUGCAGCAACGUAACAGCCUUAAAAUCUUGCCUGAGAGUGAACUUGAGGAAUUAAUUUCUUCUUAUUUUCGUAUUAGUGACUUUGCUCACUUUAUUGCUAUUUCGCUUAAAUCGGAACCAACGAAUGUUUCCUUUCUUGGUUUAGCGUCAAUGUUUUGGCGAAUAAGCGGUAAUGGCUUGAAUGCUAUAGAAUGCCUUAGACGAGCUCUUCAUUAUUCAUCAAUGUCAAAGAAAAAAUAUGGAGAACUAGUCUUUGCACUAGGAAAUGUUGUCCAUCGAGCUGGAUUCUCUUCGGACGCGAUUACUCUUUAUCAGCUAUCAUUGGCUCAUUUAAAUGAUGGGAUAGUUCAUAUGGCUUUGGGAGAUGCUUUUGCUGCACUUGGUAACAUAACAGAAGCUAUUAUGGAAUACGAGCUAGCGCAGAUGAGCAAACCUGAAAUACCUCAAGCUGCCGUUAAGGCUUCAUCUUUGAAAUGCGAUUUGAAGCUGAUUGAUGCUAUGGAAAAGCAACAUAUGAAUUUACUUAAUAAUAUUAAUGAAAAAAAUUUGUACAAUGACCGAUUGGAUUAUGUGAAUAAAAUCGAAGAAAGUAUCCGAAAGAGUGUUGCUGAUGACGAGACAAAGAAGCAGUCAUUAUUAAUUUACAGUUAUUUUACUUAUGGAAAUCUUCCCUAUUCGUCUUGUCGAAUGAUGAAACGUAAAGGUCGACUUGGAACUCAUUGCUCUGUAAAUGAUUUGAAUCGUUAUCUAUCUCUGAUUCGCGGGAAAGAACAAAGUACUCCAGUUCGUGCAUAUAGUGAGUUGACACGAGUUAGUCGAUCUCUUCUGUUAGAAAUUUUGAAAAUUUUCGUGAGGAACUGUAAAGAUUCCUUUGAAUUUGACAACAUUGGAAAAGCAAUUUCGAAGCGUAUUAAGAACUUUUUCGAUGGUCUCGAAGCCAUGCGAGGUAUAAAUUUGGAUGAACCUGUCGAUAAACCGAAGUAUCCUCGAAAAAUGGAACUUUCAAUGAGUAAACUAGUGGAUCAUUAUUUGAGAAGCAGUUGGCCCAAUAAAACGAUUUGUGACACCAGCCAGUGGAAAUACACGAUUCCAUCAUUAAACAAUCUGCCUCAACUUUUCAUGAGUCCUGAUAAUAAAGGAUUCAGAGUUUCAGAUUUGCUUGGGAAAUAUUUAGGACUUUCUUCUGGAAUGGAGCAUCCAUUGCCAUGGAAUCUUCCAUAUUGUAGUGCUUUUUUAGAUGGUCCAAGUCUUUCACCUAUUUUGAAAUUGCCUGGUGUUUUGUGGGCGUCGUCACGUAAUCCUUCAUUAAAGUUGGGUGAAAAUAGGCUUUUGCCUUUAUUUACUAAUCUUGUUGUUGGUGGAGCCACGGAUGCAGAUAUUGCUCAGCGCAUCACUACUUUGUUGAAUUAUAAUAUUGGGCCUAAAUGGAUCGCAUUAAAUUUAGCUGCUCUUUUUUGGCGUAUCAUUGGCUCACCACGUGAAGCCAUCAUAUGUCUUCGUGCUGCUCUUCUUUCUAACGUCGUGCGUUAUGCAAAUAGUGAGAUGCACUUGGUUGAUGCGGCUGCUCUUCUUAAUUCAGCUAUAGCUGUUAAUCCUAACGAGCCUUUAACACAUUACUUAGCUGCUGUCGUAUCUUUAUUAAGAAAUAAACCUGUUUCUGCUAUUGCUUAUGCUAAAGCUGCAGUUGUUGUUGAUCCAAACUUUCAGCCAGCUGUAUUGCUUCUACAGUCGCUCAAAUGUUCAAAUAAGUAUAAAAAUGUCAUAAUUCAUGAACGAUUUCAACGUCGUUGUUGCGCACCAUCACAAGAUGCAGUUUGUGCAUUUGGUGAUGGUGAUGUGGUUUGUUUUAUUUCACAUGGUAAGAAUACAUACGAGGCUAUAAACUGUGGUGGAAACAUUGAUUUAUCAAAGCGAUCGAAAAGAGUUUGUGAAACAUUUUUAUUAUUUGUGAUUUAA